Messenger RNA from Habropoda laboriosa, 1749 nucleotides. Its product is annotated as myotubularin-related protein 9. NCBI's taxonomy places the organism in Eukaryota, Metazoa, Arthropoda, Insecta, Hymenoptera, Apidae. The record is from RefSeq and is a predicted model, not a curated record. The coding region runs from base 1 to 1749 and encodes 582 amino acids. Gene Ontology annotation, biological process: negative regulation of autophagy. The transcript has 7 exons.
AUGGAACUUUGUGAUUUAAUAUUAAUUCCAAAUCUUGACAAUGUCAUAUUAAUAGAUAAAAGUGAUGGAAACAGUAAGAACAUUGAUGGAACACUGUGCAUUAGCAGUCACCAUCUUCUUUGGUCUUCGCGGCAAGGCGAUGGACAAGAGCUUUGGCUAUUAUAUCGAAAUAUUGAUCUUAUAGAGAAAAAAUUGAACACUCAAAGUCCAGGUGGUAGUAUUAUAUUAAAAUGUAAAGAUUUUCGUAUUCUUCAAUUAGAUAUUAAUUCAACAGAUGAUUUAACAAAUGUUGUAUUAUCUAUAGAAAAAUUAACAUCUCAAGAGCAAACUUUACAGUAUCCCUUUUUUAAUAGACCACAUAUAACUAGUAAUACCAUGAUACAAGUAGAAGAUGGAUGGACUGCAUUUAUCCCUGUAUCAGAAUGGUCCAGAUUAUUAACUGCUUUUGCAGAUGAAUGGCGCAUUAGUUAUUUAAAUAAGGACUAUAAAGUUUGCAAUUCUUAUCCUUCUGCUGUUAUUGUGCCACGUCACAUAGAGGAUAAAAUUAUAAUAUCCUCUGCUGGUUUUAGAGAUGGUGGAAGAUUUCCUGUUUUAUGUUACAGACAUGAAGGAGGGAGUUUUUUAUUAAGAAGCAGUCAACCAAUGUGUGGCACUAAUGGUAAAAGGUGUAAGGAAGAUGAAAGAUUAUUAAAUGCAGUGUUAGGUCCAGGUAGACGUGGUUACAUAAUAGAUACAAGGUCUGUUAGUCAAGCUCAAAGUUCCAGAGCGAAGGGCGGUGGUACUGAAAUGGAUGCCGCUUAUCCGCAGUGGCGGAAAGUACACACAGCUGUUCCGCGACCACAUGAUUUAGCAGAUAGUUUUUUUAAACUGAUAGAAGCUUGCAAUGACACAACGUGUUCUACUUCUCAGUGGAUUUCAAGGCUUGAUAAUGGUGGAUGGUUGUCUGCUGUACAAAGUGCUUUAAAUGCUGCUUGUGUAACUGCUCAGUGCCUUCAUAAAGAAGUAGCAGCUGUGUUAGUUCAUGGAAGUGCUGGUAGAGAUUCUACUUUAGUGGUAACCAGCUUAGCACAAGCAAUACUAAAUCCGGAUUGCAGAACUGUACGUGGCAUUCAGGCCUUGAUCGAACGUGAAUGGAUACAAGCGGGCCAUCAAUUUUUUAGCCGCACACGUCAUGGGCCAUACCAUUCAUCGAAUUCACAAAAUUCAACGCAUGCCCCGACUUUUCUUCUUUUCCUUGACUGCCUUUAUCAACUUCAUUAUCAAUUUCAAUUUAGCUUUGAAUAUACAGUAGAAUUGUUAAUUGAAUUAUACAAUCACGCGUAUUGUUCCAAUUAUGGAACAUUUCUAGGUGAUUCAGAAGCAGAAAGAGUUAGUCUUCGGUUAUCCGAACGGACGUGUAGUUUAUGGUCAUACAUAAAUCAACCGGAAACAUUAGAGAAAUGGUUGAACCCUUUGUAUGAACCAAAUUCUGGAGUUAUUUGGCCUAGUGUGGCGCCUAUUAGUAUUCAAUUGUGGAAAGAACUUUAUCUUGCCCACACGAGUGCUGCCCCAUGGAAAGGUUUACUAUCAUGUAUAAAGCAAAUAAAAGAAAAUUAUGCGGCCGUACGGAAAGUUGCCGGUCAAUUAAAAAUUCAAAUUAAACGAGCAAUAGAGGAAAUGCGUUCAAACCCUGAUAUAUCUUAUGAAGAGGAAAAUCAAGAUGAACAUACUUGUAUAGCACAAUUAAGCUUAGAAUCUCAAAGCAUUUGA